AUGAACUGUGUUCUGGAAGGAAAUGCUGUAAAAGCAUUUGGAAAGGCCAUUCACUGCCUGUCACGGAUUGGAGAUGAGCUUUGUUUGGAUCCCAUGAGUAAAGGGCUGGCGCUGAGAUCUGUGAAUUCGGCUCAUUCUGCGUACGCCUGCUUCCUCUUCUCGCCGAUGUUCUUCCAGAAAUACAACCUGGGUCCAGAGCAGGGCAGUGAGACAGUCCAAUGCAAACUGCUCAUGAAGUCUAUUCUACCUCUCUUCCGGUGUUUGGCUUCCAUUGAGCGUAACGUUGAGCGAUGUCAGAUACAAAUCAACACUCCCAAUGACCGAGUGAAGAUCCAGUUUUUCUGCAGACACGGCAUCACCAAGACACACAACCUGUGUUUCCAGGAGAGUGAAGCUCUGCAGGCGGUGUUUGCUUCACAUCUCUGUCCCAAUGUGCUGAAAGCCCCCGCCAGGCUUCUUGGUGAAAUGGUGAUGCACUUCCCCGUCUCCCAGGAGGAAAUCACUCUGUCCAUCACUCCUCUCAGAGUCAGUCUGAGAAAUUACUUUGAGGGCGCAAAUGAUCACAUGAAGACUAUGUACACGGAGAUGUCUCUACACCCAGACGAGUUCGACUACUUUCAGAUCGGAGUGGAGUCGGAUAUAACCUUCUGUCUCAAGGAGCUCAGGGGUUUACUGUCCUUUGCAGAGUCACACUGCCUUCCAGUGUCCGUCCACUUCGGUGCUGCAGGAAAGCCUGUGUGUUUCUCAGUGGAGGAUAUGAUCCUGGAGGCCACCGUAGUUCUGUCCACUCUGAUCGACUCUGAGAGCCGGGGCUCCUCUCAGCCGGCAGAGACCCUCACUGUGGCCCCCAGGACCCCCACCAGGUGUGCAGAUGUUGUACCUGAGUCUCCAGGUGAGGCAGACUGCAGGAAAGCUGCUGUCCCUGCUGGGAUGGAGCUGGUGGCCUCCAGUCAGGGCAGCCCCAUCACAAACAGCCCCGCUCUGCUGCUCCUCCACCAUCUCUCUGAACCGCACUAUCAGGAGAGGGCCAACUCCACUCCUGCCUCCUCGAUUUGCUCGUUGCUGUUCAGGGCGAUGUCCCCAGAAUCGGGGGAGGGACUUCCUGUCCUGGCGUGUUGCAGCGAUGAAGAGGAGGCUGAGGAGGAAGAUGUGAUGAUGAUGAGGAGGAGCCCGACACUCUGACAACAGUAGGACAUUCAACCGGUGUUAGUUAUUUAUUUAUUUAUUUAAAGAUUUGUAAGCAUGUUAGCUGAAGUGUUCAAAUCAGUUUUAAACAGAGAAGAGUUUCCCGAAAAAUGUUCUGUUGGAAACGUACAAUAAUUAUUUAUAAAAGAAUGAAUGAAUG
Molecule: messenger RNA, 1345 nt
Organism: Trematomus bernacchii (emerald rockcod)
Lineage: Eukaryota; Metazoa; Chordata; Actinopteri; Perciformes; Nototheniidae
Gene: rad9b
Product: RAD9 checkpoint clamp component B
Exons: 11
Coding region: 1-1182 (393 amino acids)
Biological process (GO): DNA repair; mitotic intra-S DNA damage checkpoint signaling; DNA replication checkpoint signaling
Cellular component (GO): checkpoint clamp complex
Source: RefSeq, a predicted model, not a curated record